Molecule: messenger RNA, 1162 nt
Organism: Anolis sagrei ordinatus
Lineage: Eukaryota; Metazoa; Chordata; Lepidosauria; Squamata; Anolidae
Product: alpha-2,8-sialyltransferase 8F-like
Biological process (GO): N-glycan processing; oligosaccharide metabolic process
Molecular function (GO): alpha-N-acetylneuraminate alpha-2,8-sialyltransferase activity
Source: RefSeq, a predicted model, not a curated record
UUGUGAAUGUGUGCAUAAGCAUGGUGCAUCACUCUCCUUUUUCAUAGAGAUGUCCACCAGAAACCUGACAUUUUACAAUGGGAAAAUAAGUUAUCCAUGAAGGAGAAAACAAAACUGGUGCAUUUGCUGCUCACACAGGAAGUUCCUUGGGAGCCCGAUAUCACAGAAAUGGAUCGAUACAGGGCUGAACUGGGCCAAUGUUGCAAUGCUUCUGUCCAGCUAGUCCUGACCAAGGAAAACAAACCUCUAGGAUCAAAUAUUACCUGUUUAGAGGGUGUUAAAGUAGCUGUGGAAGCUCACCUCCUAGAGCUGCUGCCAAAGGUAUCGCCUUUCUCACAUUCUCAGUAUAAGCAUUGUGCAAUGGUGGGCAAUAGCGGGAUUUUGCGACAAAGCCGCUGUGGACAGGAGAUCGACCAGGCAGAUCUAGUCGUCAGGUUCAACCUUCCUCCUUUGGAGUUCCCUGAAGAUAUCGGAACUAAGACAAGCUUGGUGACCAUCAACCCCAGCAUCCUUAAAGAUAAAUUCCAUUUCUUGCAGCAAGAGUGGGAUCCCUAUGCAGAUGCCCUGCAACCUUACAUGAAUGCUGUCUUCCUCAUCCCAGCCUUCACUAAUUCAGGCGAUAAUAGCAUAGCCUACCAUGCCUUGUAUACCAUGGAGGCAUUGGGGUUGGGAAAGAAGGUCUUCUUCUUGAAUCCAGAGUACCAGCGCAACUUGACUGAUUAUUGGAGGAAGGAAAGCUUGGCGACACUACGGCUCUCCUCCGGCUUCAUAUUUAUCAACGUGGCUUUAGAGUUUUGCCAGCACAUAACCCUCUAUGGCUUCUGGCCCUUCUCGCAUGACCUGGAUGGACAGGCUGUCUCUUACCACUACUACGAUGACAUUUUGCCCGAUGAUGUACAUAACAUGUCCACUGAAUUCUCAUGUUACGUUCACAUGUACUCCCGGAAUGUGUUGCUCUUACGAUACGGAAAAUGUCGGUGAGGUAUGUGUAGGAAUGGGACCCACGAGCAAAUAGAAUGAAGAAUAAGUUUCCAUUACAACACCAGCUGUAUGACUUACCAUCUGGAAGUGUGAAAAAUUGGUAAAUUUGUUUGGCUUUGGAAGAAGCUGAGAUUUAGGAAGCCACACAUUUCCUUCCCUGAUUUUUCUAGAAGGAGUAUUU